Messenger RNA from Thecamonas trahens ATCC 50062, 960 nucleotides. Its product is annotated as phosphoglycerate mutase. Gene Ontology annotation, molecular function: intramolecular phosphotransferase activity. The record is from RefSeq and is a predicted model, not a curated record. The transcript is spliced from 2 exons. Gene Ontology annotation, biological process: glycolytic process. NCBI's taxonomy places the organism in Eukaryota, Apusomonadida, Apusomonadidae. Bases 13 to 864 code for a protein of 283 amino acids.
CAACUAUACACCAUGGCCGACACCCACCCCAAGCCGACACUCGAGGGAGAGCCCGACAGCAAGCGGGCCAAGAUCGGCGGCGAGGACCAGACAUAUACGCUGGUCCUGCUGCGUCACGGCGAGUCCGAGUGGAACUUGGCGAACCGGUUCACCGGCUGGGUCGACGUCCCGCUCUCCGAGACUGGCGAGGCCGAGGCCCGUGCUGCGGGAGCCAUGCUUGUCGAUUCGGGCCUGACCUUUGACGUGGCAUACACUUCAGUGCUUCGACGGGCUAUCACCACGCUGUGGCGUUCGCUGGAGGCGCUGGACCUGUGCUGGAUUCCGGUUCACCACUCGUGGCGGCUCAACGAGCGGCACUAUGGCGCCCUACAGGGGCUCAACAAGAUCGAGACGGCCGAGAAGCACGGCGCCGACCAAGUUCACAUCUGGCGCCGGUCGUACGACGUUCCACCGCCGCCGCUUGCCGACGACUCGCCGAUGCUUCCCGCCAACGACCGCCGGUACGCCGACGUCGACCCGGCUGACCUGCCGCGCUCCGAGUGCCUCAAGGACACAGCCGAGCGGUUCCUCCCGUACUGGGAGAGCGACAUUGUUCCGGCCAUCAAGUCGGGCAAGCGCGUCCUCGUCGCCGCGCAUGGAAACUCGCUCCGCGCCCUGGUCAAGCACCUCGACGACAUCGCCGAGGAUGUCAUCCCGGGCGUCAACAUCCCCACCGGUGUCCCGCUCGUCUACAAGCUCGACGCCAACAUGCGCCCCAUUGCGCAGGAAGGCUCCGUCGGCCCGCUCAGCGGCGUCUACCUCGGCGACGCUGCCGCGGUCGCUGCCAAGGUGGAGGCGACCAAGAACCAGUCCAAGGCCAAGUGAGAACCAAGCGCUUGCUAAACCCUUUUACACGCCGUUGACACGACAUUUGCACCCCUGAGCUCCACUCGCUAGCUCACAACAACCAUUGACACAUCG